This is a messenger RNA of Durotheca rogersii, 1745 nucleotides long. RefSeq lists its product as uncharacterized. Bases 618 to 1571 code for a protein of 317 amino acids. NCBI's taxonomy places the organism in Eukaryota, Fungi, Ascomycota, Sordariomycetes, Xylariales, Xylariaceae. The transcript has a single exon. The record is from RefSeq and is a predicted model, not a curated record.
GUUCGUACCAUCUGAUCGUCCGCCAACACGUAUCGCAUAUCGCUUCUAUGCAGUGCGCCAGCCGCCGUCUCUGUUCCCUGCACGUUCACGUCACCACCGACAUACACACUUGUCUCCAGGCUGAACCGCGAAGCAUUACCUAGGUGCAGCAGGCAGGUGAAGAAGGGUAGACUUAGAGGGAUACCCGUAGGCAAUAGUGAGUGCUUUAGGCCGUGGAUGGGAUGGGUGUAUACCGUCUUUAGAGGAUACCUAGGUAGAGGUAAGGAAAAAAAAUAAAAUACCCGCGCCCCGACCUUGUAGGCAUGCAUCGCUGCUAAUUUCCUUUCCCCUGAGCCUCCUGCUUUCUUCGUCCUCCGGCUUAUCCUCUCGCUCGCGCCAAGCACAGAAGGAAAGAGGUGGGAAAGAAACCGACAUACCUAGGCGGCGUGUGGACGAAGUUAGGCCACGGCAUCACCCCCCCCCCCAUCCCUCAUCCAGGGAAUAGGGAAUGAUAUCAUGUCCUCCGCGGUUCUGACAUGCCUACCGCCCACCUCGUCGGAUAGUGUCUCCCCUAGCCGACUUAUGUCUCGCAUAGCAUUGCGUAUCAUGCCACUCGCUAUGAUAAGAGGCAUUGUGAGAUGCUUCGGAUCCAAUCAACAUAUCCCAGACGGGGUGCUGCGAUAGGCUACCGGAACAGACUAUCGCCAAUGCUGCUCGUGAGGCUUGUUUUGGCCGUCAUACAGCAUGCUCUGCUAUCCAUGUCCGACAGUGUCUACACGUACCAUACCUCAACACCCAGGGCUAGUAGGGUAGGUAAGGCUCUCACUUUAGCUACUAUAAGCGUCAGAUACCUCCACAACUCAGACGGUGUGGUUCUACAGCCGGGAGCUUUCCCGACGGGCAUCGGCCGUCGCAGCUUUAUAUCUCUCUCUCGAGACCCGACCCCGAGCCAUUGCCAUUCCUCUCUUCUGUCGCAUUGUCUUCUUCAUCCGCCAACGCUUCUCAACGUCAACUCGCACCGCCCCCUCCUUUAUGCCUCUUCGUCGUCAUAUUACAGCAUGUCCAGCUCUACGUCAUCCUCUCCACAUGACCCAUCUCCGGCCCGUUCCCGGUCCAGAAGUCCCUCCCCCCGCCCACACGCAGAACGGCGAUCUUCACUCUCACCGGACCGGCCCGGUGACGCGAGAAAGGUCCUGAAGAGGUCCCUGCUCUUUCUCGGAGCAGUUGGGGCCGCCUCGCUCGUGGCAAACAAGUUCUGGCCGAAAGGGAUCAUAUACGGCGAGAAGGAGUCGUGGGCCAGCGAAGCCAAAGCGAAAACCAAAGACAUGCUACACGGACACAGAAAAGCUGAUGUCAGAGAAUACCGGGAAAGGCCUAGGGACGCCGGAGGGCUAGUGGACUAUUACGCUGACCGUGGAAAGCAACGCGCGGGAACUCGAGGCGAGGCUUACACGGCGAGGACUCGGAACGACACAAGCUUCCUCCACGGGAGCGGGGAACGUUACUACAGCGGAGGCCACGAGUACGAUAUUAACAGACGGCACGGAUAUCAAAAUUUUCGAGGCAGACAACGACGGCGCUCUGAACGUUGACUACACUGCCCAUUUCGAGGACUAAGAGCUAAAUAGGAGGGUCAGGAAGAUUCAUGUUAGAGGUUCAUAGGACAGUAUAUUGCCGACUGUUGUCUUCCUACCGCUUUAGUGCUCUUCUGAUGUGAUAAGGUACGCUAGUCCAGUAGCCAGUGUCUUGACCCGACCCCGAAGGCC